This is a messenger RNA of Condylura cristata (star-nosed mole), 1786 nucleotides long. RefSeq names its product tyrosine aminotransferase (gene TAT). The record is from RefSeq and is a predicted model, not a curated record. The coding region runs from base 1 to 1365 and encodes 454 amino acids. Gene Ontology annotation, molecular function: pyridoxal phosphate binding; L-tyrosine:2-oxoglutarate transaminase activity. Lineage: Eukaryota; Metazoa; Chordata; Mammalia; Eulipotyphla; Talpidae. Gene Ontology annotation, biological process: biosynthetic process; aromatic amino acid catabolic process. The transcript is spliced from 11 exons.
AUGGACCCCUACAUGAUUCAGAUGAAUGGCAACAACAACUCACCAUCAGUUUUGGAUGUGCAUGUUAACAUCGGUGGGAGAAACUCCCUGCCAGGGAAAAACAAGGGCAGGAAGGCUAGGUGGUGUGUGAAGCCCUCAGACAUGUCCGACAAGACUUUCAAUCCCAUCCGGGCCAUUGUGGACAGCAUGAAGGUCAAACCAAAUCCAAAGAAAACCAUGAUUUCUCUGUCAAUCGGGGACCCUACUGUGUUUGGAAACCUGCCUACUGACCCUGAAAUUACCCAAGCAAUGAAAGAUGCUCUGGACUCAGGGAAAUACAAUGGCUAUGCCCCUUCCGUUGGCUACCUAUCCAGUAGGGAGGAGAUUGCUUCGUAUUACCACUGUCCUGAGGCACCCCUAGAAGCCAAGGAUGUCAUUCUGACAAGUGGCUGCAGCCAAGCCAUUGAACUUUGUUUAGCUGUGUUGGCCAACCCAGGGCAAAACAUCCUAGUUCCGAGACCCGGUUUUUCUCUCUACAAGACGUUGGCUGAAUCUAUGGGAAUUGAAGUCAAACUCUACGAUUUACUGCCAGAAAAGUCUUGGGAAAUUGACCUGAAACAGCUGGAAUACCUGAUUGAUGAGAAGACAGCUUGUCUCAUUGUCAAUAAUCCAUCAAAUCCUUGUGGGUCACUGUUCAAUCGAAGCCAUCUCCAAAAAAUUCUGGCAGUGGCAGCACGGCAGUGUGUUCCCAUCUUAGCUGAUGAGAUCUAUGGAGACAUGGUGUUCUCGGAUUCCAAAUUCGAGCCUCUAGCUACCCUUAGCAGCAAUGUCCCCAUCCUGUCCUGCGGAGGGCUGGCCAAGCGCUGGCUGGUUCCUGGCUGGAGGCUGGGCUGGAUCCUUAUUCAUGACCGAAGAGACAUUUUUGGCAAUGAGAUCCGAGAAGGGCUGGUGAAGCUGAGUCAGCGGAUCCUGGGUCCCUGCACCAUCGUCCAGGGAGCUUUGAAAAACAUCCUGCGCCGCACCCCUCGAGAGUUCUACCAGGGCACCCUGAGCUUCCUCAAGUCCAAUGCUGAUCUCUGCUAUGGGGCACUAGCUGCCAUCCCUGGACUCCGGCCAGUCCGCCCUUCUGGGGCCAUGUACCUUAUGGUUGGAAUUGAGAUGGAACAUUUCCCAGAGUUUGAGAAUGAUGUGGAGUUCACAGAGCGGUUAGUUGCUGAGCAAUCUGUCCACUGCCUCCCAGCAACAUGCUUUGAGUACCCAAAUUUCUUCCGAGUGGUAAUCACGGUCCCGGAAGUGAUGAUGCUGGAGGCCUGUAGCCGGAUCCAGGAAUUCUGUGAGCAACAUUACCACUGUGCUGAAGGGAACCAGGAGGAGUGUGACAAAUAGGCCCCAGGACAUUUUGCUGAGGAUACGUCCCUUUGGACAGGGCUGGGCUGGGCCCUACUGCUCCUCAGGGAAUCCGACACCCUGAGUGGGAGAGGGGCCCUUGUAAAGAUUCAUCAUUACUCCUGCUUCCCGCCCAGCUAUAUUCACAUUUAUACUCUGAAUCCCCGAUUCUCCUCUCUGCUGGAAUGACUCAGUCAUUCAUUCAUUUGUCCCCCUCACAUAUGACUUCCUUUAAUUUUUUUUGAAGUUAUCAACCAAAGUUUAUCAGAAAGCAGUGGAGACAAGAAAAUUAAGAAUUCAGGAUGAAAGAAAUAAAAGAUUGUGAGAACUUAUACCCUACUCCCAAACAUUUCCUCAUACUAUAAAAAAGAAUUCAUUCUCUCCAAUCAGGCCUGAAAGCCCAAUUUUGGUCCCAUCUCAC